Molecule: messenger RNA, 414 nt
Organism: Populus nigra (black poplar)
Lineage: Eukaryota; Viridiplantae; Streptophyta; Magnoliopsida; Malpighiales; Salicaceae
Exons: 1
Coding region: 1-414 (137 amino acids)
Source: RefSeq, a predicted model, not a curated record
AUGGAGCAAUAUGAUGGCAACAUAUUUCAAAGACAAGCACAACCAAUACCCAAAACCAAUGACAAAGUAGGGAAGCCACCCACAAGGCUACAGAGGCAAGCCCCACGAGCUCUGGAUCUCGAUCAGCUCUCUACCCCUCUUCUGCCUGCUAGUCAGGCCUCUCCUCCUACUCCAAUCCCUCUUCUAUCACCACUCUCUGUAUCUUCUCCGCCGUUGCUAUCGGAGGCAGAAGAAUUUACAUUUCCUGUGAUAUGUGGGGAUAAUGACAAAGGGAGGGAAGAUGAUGUUCACGAUGCAUAUUCAGAGGCAAGAGUUUGGCAACAUCCAGCAGUAGCCAGUGGAUACAUUGAGCCGUCAUCCUUGUUUACUUUCUUCCAAUCUAAAUGCCUUCUCGUUGAUCACGCACAGUCAUGA